AUGUCCAAACCAAAAGUAUUAAUUAUCGGUUCCGGAGGAGUCGGUACUAUUUCCGCACUUUCAUUAACUACCAAUGAUAAAUCAGAAGUCACCUUAGUAGUUAGAUCAGAUUAUGAUUUAAUCUCCAACAAGGGAUAUUCCAUUACUUCAUGUACUUAUGGCAAAUUAGAAAAUUGGAAACCUCAUAAUAUUGCCAGAUCAGUUGAAGAUGCUCAAGAAAGAUUUGGUCCAUUUGAUUACAUUUUAUUAACAACCAAGAACAUUCCAGAUGGUUCAGUCACUGUAGAAAAUAUUAUUAAACCAGCAGUUGUCAAUGAUAAAGUCGUCAUCAUAUUAUUACAAAACGGUUUAGCUAUUGAAGAACCUAUGCACAAGGCAUUCCCUAACAAUAUUCUUCUUAGUGGAGUUUCAAGAAUUGGUUCAACUUAUUAUGAAGGUCAUGUCGAUAACAAAGGUAUAGAUCAUGUUUUCUUAGGUGAUUUCAAACCAGAAUCCCAGCGUCAUCCAUUAUCCCAAUCCAAAAUCGACGAAUUCAUGUCAGUUUAUCAAAACCCCAACGGAUUAAAUAAAAUCGAAGAAGAUAAAGAUGUUCAAAAAACUAGAUGGGAAAAAUUAAUCUAUAAUUCAGUAUUUAAUACCAUAACCGCAUUGGUCAACCUCGAUGUAGGUAGAUUGCAAAUCUGUGGUGCUAAUGAUGAAUUGAUCAGACCGGCUAUGCUUGAAGUUGUGGCAAUUGCCAGAUCUGUUGGAGUUGAAUGUGAUGCAAGUAUGAUGGAAAAAUUCGUUCAUAUUGGUGAUGGAUUAUUUUAUUCUCCUUCAAUGUGUGUUGAUAUGAGAAAAGGUCAAUUAAUGGAAUUGGAAAUUAUUUUAGGGAAUCCAAUGAGAAUCGCUAGGGAAAAUAAUGUUCCAACUCCAGUCUUAUCAGUGAUCUAUUCAUUAUUGAAAAUGGUACAAUUUAGAAUCAAGGAGGAAAGAAAGAUGUUUGUACUUAAUCAAGAUGAUUUCAAACAACAUUCUUCUGAUGAAUAUCCUGAAAUAUUCAAACAAAAGUAUUUAAACAAAAAGUAA
Hemisphaericaspora subhashii is the source of this 1068-nucleotide messenger RNA. RefSeq lists its product as uncharacterized. NCBI's taxonomy places the organism in Eukaryota, Fungi, Ascomycota, Pichiomycetes, Serinales, Debaryomycetaceae. The transcript has a single exon. The coding region runs from base 1 to 1068 and encodes 355 amino acids. Gene Ontology annotation, molecular function: 2-dehydropantoate 2-reductase activity. The record is from RefSeq and is a predicted model, not a curated record. Gene Ontology annotation, cellular component: cytoplasm. Gene Ontology annotation, biological process: pantothenate biosynthetic process.